This is a messenger RNA of Trypanosoma conorhini, 444 nucleotides long. RefSeq lists its product as uncharacterized. The coding region runs from base 1 to 444 and encodes 147 amino acids. The transcript has a single exon. The record is from RefSeq and is a predicted model, not a curated record. Lineage: Eukaryota; Euglenozoa; Kinetoplastea; Trypanosomatida; Trypanosomatidae.
AUGCAGUGGUUAAGCAACGCCGCGUUUCACCGUCUUGUGGUUCCGUGCCGGGAGCUUACCCGCGGCAGGUUGAUGGUUGCCCUCUCUGCUGGAACCAUCGGGGGCGUCUUCCCUGUUCCGAUGCUGACGAGCCUUGUCACCUUAAUCAUCUGUCGCGUGCUGCGGUGCCGCCCACUGGAGGCGACGCUGGCGACAAGUAUCAACCUGCUCCUCACCCCCCUCGAGCUUCUCCUUGUGGUGCCAUUUGCGUCCGUGGCGGCGGCUGUUGUGGGAGGCGACACACGCAAGUUCAGCGCGACUGCGCUCUACCAGUCUACGGAGCUUGGAUUUGUGGGCUUCGUGCGGAACUCGGCCACAGUUCUCAUUUACAGCUGCAUCUGCUGGAUGAGUUUCGCUUUUCCUCUUCUGUACCUUAUACGCAGCCUGCAGAAGUCAUUUGGAUGA